CUUCUCUUCUUGCAUCCAUCGCUACACAUCUCGAUGAGGUGACCAUCCUACUUUACUGUACACGCUGCAAGCUCGGGCAUUUUGUACAAGUCACCAUGCCGUCGCCGACCAGCAAGGAGGACAUUCCUCUGCCCGAUGACAAGCAAUUCGCAGCUGCUCCUUCUUCUUCGCCGGCAUCCACCCUCCCGACCUCCCGUCCCCAACGAUUUCCCUCCUGGCGUCAAAUGGAUGCGACCCUCGAUCACACCUCCUCCCUCCUCCCUCUGACACUCCUCGCCCUCCUCACCGGUCUCAUAGAUGGACUGCUGUACAGUCGCACAUCCGUAUGGAUCGGCUUUCAAACGGGCAAUAUCGUCCAGUUCAGCAUGGGGGUCGCCUCCUUCAUAUAUGCGCCCUAUCAUCCAGUCCCAGCAGAUGAGGGACUACUGACAGGGCUGAGAGCAAUCUCAUUCGUCAGCUUCUUCACGGCGUCGUGGGUCGGGAGUUUGGCUGCACGGCAAGGAGGCAAGGGGAGGGGGAGAAAAAGAUGGUUCCUCAUAGCUAGCUCGGUGGUACAAGCGCUACUCCUCUUUGGGGCUGCUGGGAUCCUUUGGAGCAAGCAAGAGGGGGAAGAGGUGACGUACCGCUGGUUUGGGCCGGUGAUCAUGCUGGUCGCCCUGAGCAUGGGCCUCCAAUCAAUCCUCUCCUCUGGUCUCUCCUCGCCCAUCUUCUCCACCUCAGUAGCAUACACUGCCACGCUCACCCAACUGGCAUCAGACCCGCACCUAUUCACACCGCGCCUCUCCUUUCUGUGCUCUUCACCGGCGAAAGCGGCAGAGGUCAAGGGGAGAGACCUGCGCAUCCUGGCUCUCGCUGCUCUUGCGUUGGGAGGAGGGGUGAGCCAAUCGCUCCUCAUCAGCGAUGCGGGGCUAAGAGGAGGCUUGACUGUCGCAGCGGGACUCAAAGUGCUUCUAGGGGCACUGUGGCUGAUACCGAGGGGUGAGGGGGAGAAGAAGAGGGAAGAGACGAGGCCGUAAAAGCGCGGUGGAGUAGCAUCUCAGUAGACGAUACCCAUUAGGUCGGGCAGGCAGGCCUCAUUGUACAGUACGCGACAAGUC
Molecule: messenger RNA, 1097 nt
Organism: Jaminaea rosea
Lineage: Eukaryota; Fungi; Basidiomycota; Exobasidiomycetes; Microstromatales
Exons: 2
Coding region: 96-1016 (306 amino acids)
Source: RefSeq, a predicted model, not a curated record